Heterostelium album PN500 is the source of this 999-nucleotide messenger RNA. RefSeq names its product terpene synthase family protein. The record is from RefSeq and is a predicted model, not a curated record. Lineage: Eukaryota; Evosea; Eumycetozoa; Acytosteliales; Acytosteliaceae. The transcript has a single exon. Bases 1 to 999 code for a protein of 332 amino acids.
AUGGAAAGUCUUGAAUUAAAUAAUAAAAUAUUAAUUUCAAAAUGGAAUCCAAAUGAUUAUUGCAAAGAGAAUCAGGUUUUCAAAAUUCCACAGGUGAAAUUCAAAGGAUAUCGGGCUUCAGAGAAUAAACAUUCAAUGUCAUUGGUGGAUGAAAUCGAGAGUUGGAGAAGUAGAUGGCAAUUGGACAAGAAGAUCGCUGAGAAUGGUUGGAGAUUUGCGGUGGUAUCAUUUACUGAUAGCGACAAACAACAGUUGGAAUGGUUGAUAAAGAUUUUUGAAUGGCUGUUCAUUACAGAUGAUCAAUUGUUAGAACCACUCGGAUAUGUUUCGGAAUGUAAAGGAAUCAAUGGAAUGUCAAUAGAUGAUUAUAUUGAAAAUUCAUUUACAAGAGAUGGAAAACACGAUCGAUACUCCACAAUACUCUGGGAGAUACUCAACGAAAUGUUGGAACAUGGUUGCCUGGAGGAUUCUCUCAAUGAAAUGUUAGAAGAAUACAAGAAAUGGAUGCAUUCUAUUAUCAAGAAAACAAAAACUCUCAACUCUGAAACGACAUUCGAAGAUUACUAUCAUUUUAGAGAAUUGGAUUCCAGUUCAAUUCAAGCAAUCUAUACAUAUAUGGCAACCACAAGAGUAGAGCCAUUGUCAAUGGAAAUUGUCAACUCUAAACUAAUGAAAGAUUUCAUCUAUUCUUAUGCUAUAUCCAACUAUUUGGUAAACGAUCUUUAUUCAUUCAACAAAGAGAUACCAGAUUCCAGUCUUUCAAACUAUAUAAAGAUUCUUACUUUGAACAAUAACAGUAUUGAGAAAUCUAUCAAUAUAGUUAUCAACAUCAUAAAUGAACACUUUGAAAGAAUGAUGGUAAUACACGAUCAACUGUUAUCGCAAUAUAAAAACAAUAACAGUCUAAAAGAGUUUGUUCAUGGUAUUGUUAAAAUUACAGUAGGAAAUCUAAAGUUUUGUCAAACCACUCCAAGAUAUUCUGUUCAUUUAGAAGAGUAA